ACGCUUAGAAAUUACAUGGCGGAAGUAAACAAAUAGGGUGUCGCACAUUUUGAAACGAGAGGUGUCAAGAAUUGGUUUCAUCUAAGUACAAAAAACAUUGGGAAGUAUUUGACAUUUCUAGUUUCAGGUAAAUGCUUUAAGCUACGGGUACUCAUCGGAAAUUCUAACCGUAAACAUCUGUUAGCCAGAUAGUUAUGAUGUAUAUGGCUUGUGUUAAAUAGCGAACGAGAACGAAGGACUGCUGUGACUUGCGACAGAAAUGAAUGGUCAAGCUGAUAUAGAAAUGGACUACAAGAGGAAAUACAAAAAUCUUAAACGCAAAUUAAAAUUCCUGGUUUACGAGCAGGAGUGUUUUCAGGAGGAGCUACGAAGAUCCCAGAGGAAACUGCUCAAAGUAUCCAGAGAUAAAAGUUUUCUUCUGGACCGACUGUUACAAUAUGAGCGGGUGGAUGAGGACUCUUCAGAUUCUGAGGCCACAGCCUCCUCUGAGAACAGUGAAGGUGAAGGGCCCCGGGAGAGAGAAAGAGAUGGCACAAGGAAAAGAAGGAGUAGCCCAGGUCUGGGCCUUCCUUCAUCCUUGUCCCCCCAUCUGUCCCUCCUGGCCCGUUCUGGAGUGAACCCUCUGCAGUCUUCUGGCGGUAGCCCCUACCUCAACACUUUGCCCUUCCCACCGGAGUAUCUGGCUCCACCAGCUGACAGCAUGAAGAAAGAGAGAAAGACAAAGGCACCAAAACACAAGAAAGAGACAUCGGGGAAGGUGGUGGCCCCUCUGGCAUCCAACUACCCAGCAGGCCCGGCGGCCCCUCCCACCUCCAGCUCCUACAACUGGGUGCCUAGGCAGAUGCUGAGUGGAGACGCUGCGGAGGAGGAGGGGGAGAGUGAGGGAGACUCCGACAGAGGAGACGAUGACAGGGGGGAGGGAGAAGAGGCUGAACUUGUUAUCGAUAUCCCCAACGAGUAGUGUGUGUGCGUGUUACACUGUGACGUGUGUUUUGCGUGCGCGUGUGUUUUGCGUGCGCGUGUGUUUUGCGUGCGCGUGUGCAUUUUUGUUCCCACUACACUGUCAAGCGCCCUCCAGUGGACAAGCAUGUUAAUUCAAUGUCUGUCAGAACAUUGUAACUAACAUAUUUAUGUUAUUAAUUGAGUCUUUUAUUGUAAUUCUGUUGCUUUCUACUGUUAUAUAAAGUCAUGGCAGUGAUGUAUUGAAGGACAGCUACUGGUCAGCAUAUCCUUUAUACCAAACUGUCAAAUUAGGAGAUUUCUAUUGACGUAGUUGAUAUGUUUCUACCCAGGACAUUUAGAAGUUAAAUCACAUUCAAGUAGUGGCAUUGCAGUUGACUAUUAAAAGCCUAAUUAAUUU
This is a messenger RNA of Esox lucius (northern pike), 1360 nucleotides long. RefSeq names its product INO80 complex subunit E (gene ino80e). Gene Ontology annotation, biological process: chromatin remodeling. Bases 260 to 961 code for a protein of 233 amino acids. Gene Ontology annotation, cellular component: Ino80 complex; nucleus. Lineage: Eukaryota; Metazoa; Chordata; Actinopteri; Esociformes; Esocidae. The transcript is spliced from 8 exons. The record is from RefSeq and is a predicted model, not a curated record.